ACACUUCUAGAAGCUCCAACUGACAAACCGACCAACCGACAAACCGACAAACCGACCAACUGACCACAACAACAGCAGAGUGGUUUGUUUGUUGGUCAGUUGGUUGAAAGCAGACGUUGGGUGGAUGAUGGCUCCUCACAGCACUCUGGAGAGGAUCAGUUUGACCGUGCUGCCUGCUGCCGUCCAUCGGUUCGUCUUCAGCCGACCGGAAGGGUUUCAGGCGGCUCACCUGGUGUUCAGGGCGCUGUUUGGAGCAGUGAGCGGUGCAGUCCUGUUCCUGGGAGUCUCUCACAGCCUCCCGCUCACCUUCCACCUGAAGCUGUUAGCAGCAGCCGUCUUCAUCGCUGUUUGUGCGGUGGGCGGAGCUUUGUCCUCCUCCUGCAGGUGUUCGGUCCUCCUGAUGUUUCCCAGCAUGCUCGGCUCCCGCGGCCGAGCGUACCUGAUGCUGAUCAUCCUGUCGGUGCUGUACAGAGGUCCCGUCUCUAACGUCCAGCGUAAUGUGGAGAAAGCCGCUCUGACUCUGAGCUGUAAUCUGGAUCUGCAGGUUCAUCACAGCAAGUUGUUGUGGAGAGACGCCAUCAAGCCGUUCAUCCUCAUCACACAGGAGCUGAUGGACGAUGAAGCAGAGUUUCAGUCGGAGGCUCAGAGCGUCGGCAGCAACUUCCAGAAUAUCAGAGAUGAAGUCGUUCUUCAGUACGGAUACGACCGCUUCAACGCAAAACACAACGCCGCCGGCAACAGCACGCAGGACCAGUUCAACUACAAGACCAUGAUGCAGUGCGACAGUUUGGUGGAUGAGGGCGUGCAGCGAUGUGCCGAUUGGUUCGGCCGCAAGUGGGCGGAGUGUAUGGAGGCGAUCUCCGUCCCAGUCAUCAACCACAUCCUCUGCGUCUCCAUGAAGUUCCACUUCCUGUGUGACAUCAUGAGAGUGAUGACUCCGUGGUGCAGAGAGCAGAUCCCUGUGGAGGGGAACUUCGGCCAGCUGUUUGACCGUGUCAAUGAUUCAGUGGAUCUUCUGUCCAGAGAGUUCAGCACCAGGCUGGUCCUGCAGGAGCAUCAGCAGCAGGAGGUGCUGGACGGAGCUCCGCUGGACUUCACUGAGGCCGUCAGAGGAUCCUUCAUGAGGCUGAAGACCACCAUGGAGGAGGUGAUGAAGGUUUUGCAGCUGCUGCUCUCCUUCACCUUCAUCACCAUCUUCACCCAGGGGUUCGGUUACCUCCUUCAGUACAAGAGAGAUGUUCGAUUCGACAACGUCUACAUCUCCACCUACUUCAGGCAGAUUGAUGCCCGCAGGAGGAGAGCGGGUCGGCGCUGCCUGCUGCCUCUGAAACAGUCAGAGAAGAAGAAGUUCAUGGACCCCUGGAGUCUGAGGAUCCACCAUGAAGAGCUCAACCAAGUGACCCCAGGUGUGUUCCAGGUGCUGUCUGUCUCUCUGCUGUCUGUCCUCCUGCUGACUGUGGACUUCUCUCUGUUCCACGUUCUGGACAUCGUCAGCAGACACACCUUCACCCAGUUCAACCUGACCAGCAGUCACCAGGUGGACAUCAGAGUGGGCGGGGCCUCCAUGAUGGCCCGCCUCCUGAGGAAGACGGUGUCGGCCUUCAACAGCUCGUCCAGCUUCAGCAUCCAGACGGACAACCGGGUGUGUGUGUCCCCCCCCUCCCCCCUCCCCUCAGGUGUGUACAUCAGCUGUGUGUGUUGUGUCCUGUUGGUGGCGCUGCUCACCUGCUGUCAGGUUUACACCAACAGACUACGCAGAGUGAUCGCUGCCUUCUACCACCCACAGAGGGAGAAGAGGCGUGUCUUGUUUCUCUACAACCUGCAGAUCCAGAGACGUGUUUCCUCCUCAGACAGGAAACGCAUCAUCAGCAGCCGGAAGAGCAGAGCGGUGUCUCGGUGUCUUCACCGCCAACAGGAAGUGUCCGACUCAGAGACAUACUACGACCCUGCUUAGACCGGGACAGGAAGUUCCUUCUGCAGCCGGCACACUUUAAAGAAGGAGAAGAAGAAGAAGGCAUUCAAAUAAACCUUUAAAGUUACUUUACCUGUAAAGGAACUUUCAUGUAGUGUUGAUUCUGUCGCCCCCUGUGGACUAAAGUGGUACUGUCUCUGAGCACCAAAC
Molecule: messenger RNA, 2122 nt
Organism: Anarrhichthys ocellatus (wolf-eel)
Lineage: Eukaryota; Metazoa; Chordata; Actinopteri; Perciformes; Anarhichadidae
Gene: dcst1
Product: DC-STAMP domain containing 1
Exons: 16
Coding region: 125-1954 (609 amino acids)
Cellular component (GO): membrane
Source: RefSeq, a predicted model, not a curated record